Ruditapes philippinarum (Manila clam) is the source of this 2086-nucleotide messenger RNA. RefSeq names its product putative leucine-rich repeat-containing protein DDB_G0290503. The record is from RefSeq and is a predicted model, not a curated record. The coding region runs from base 1058 to 2086 and encodes 342 amino acids. The transcript is spliced from 2 exons. Lineage: Eukaryota; Metazoa; Mollusca; Bivalvia; Venerida; Veneridae.
GUGGUCCUAGACCUACCGGACUGCAUUCGCAUGCGCGACGGUUUUCGCGGGACUGGAAAGUGCCCGGAUAGUUCUAGGAUUGAGUGAAUUGAGUUCUGCGUUGGCUGGCGAAGUGUCAACAUCAAGAUCAAGCUUUGGUAAGCUCCCGGCCUGUUUUCCCUUCUUUAGGCUAUGUUUUAAGGAAAUACAACAUUGGCGACGAGGAUGGGAUGCAAGCAAUGAAGUAUUGGCACUAUCAGGUGGAAUUGAUUGAAGCGAUACUGCCCAAGUUGGAAGAACGACAUGUACUGGUUAUUCAUUGUCGUGGAAUAGAGGGUGACUGUGGUACAGAAGCAUAUUUACUUCUUCUACAUGUUCUAAAGAAGUACGUUAGAUCACGUCACCCUAUACAUCUACAUUGUUUCACAGGUGACCAGUCUGUGCUCAAGAAAUGGUUGGAGACAUUUCCAAGGACGUACUUUGGCUUCACUAGUCUGGUGGAUUCCUUUAAUCGUGACCAGAUAGCAGCGCUACGAGAAAUUGAAGAGUCUCGUCUGCUUCUUGAGUAGCAACCCCACCUGAUAAGCCAUCGGUGUUCAGAAUUUGCCAAAAAAUCGAUACUAUGUUCAGAAAAUUGUUUUUUAAACAACUUAUUUUUCUAUUGACAAAAAUAAAACAAAUAUAUAAUUAAUCAGUAUUAAAUUAUCUUUCAUAUGAAAUAAAAUUCAUUAUUCAUUCAUAAAAUGUUUUUUAAACAUUAUCUGUUAAAGUUUACAUUCAGCGGUAUUUUCGGCCGAUUUUACGUUUAUUGACUGCUGCCACGCGCUGGUCACAUGUAGGGUGCAUGACCUUUUUCGCGGGUCAUUUGUUGCUAAUUAAUAUUCAUGAAAUUUUACAACCAAUCAGAAUUAAUUUUGCACUUCAUCCCGGAAAUUUCGUUUUGCAAAUAUGUUUACUAACAAAAAAGUUACGACGAUCCGAAGUUUUAGAUAAUUUACAUAAAAAUUAUCGAUAACUGAAAUACUGAUCAGCCAGAGUAAAACCAUUCAAUUGACGUGCCUUCACAUCAGAUACUAUUAUGGAAGCAGACAAUAUUGGACCAUUUUGUAAACAAAUUGGUUUACAUAUCAACUCACUUGAUGAAAUAAAUCCUUUGAGAAACAGUCACAUAUUAAAUGGAGUUAUUUUGGAACUGUUUUCGCAUUUUAAGAACUGCACAAAAAUUGUUGAUGUGUUGAUACGUUUAAAUCCCGAUUUGUCAGCUGUCAAUAUAAAUACAUUGAAAUCACGAAUAAAUUGUGUCAUUGAAAUAAAAAAAAAAUUGGUAUCGAAGAAAAAAGUAAAGGGCAUUACUUCUCUAGAAGACUUAAAAAGUCAAGUUUUUGAGAGUACAAGUAACAAGAAGUUGAAUCAAACACCCCGCAAAAAUGCACAGAACUCUUGUGAUGAUAAAUCUCCAAAUCGCCCCAAUAAACACAUGCACAGUCCCUGUCAAAGUAAAAGUGAAAAAAGCCACAUUGAAGAAGGAAAUGAACCCCCCCUUACCAAAGACAAUAUACCCCAAUAUGAUAAAGAGAAAACCCCUAUACAUGAGAAAGUCACAAGUCCCUGUAGUAAAAGUGAAAGAAAAGCCCUUAACUUGUUUGACUAUGAAAUCCAGAAAAAGAACAAAAACCUUCUAGGUAUUCUUCGUGAAGUUGAAACUGCAAAAGAACAGUUACAAACCCUCAAUAAUAGAAUAGGACAUUAUUCUGUUCGAAACGUAAAUAAGCGUGAUGAGACAGCAAAGAAAAACUUGCAUUUGCUCCGUGAUGCUCAAAGACAGCUUCUGCGGCAGAAAAAACAAAGUGAUAAUGAAAAUGAAAUAAGUGCCCAGCUAAAUGAGAAAGUGGAAUCCUUAAAAAUCAAUUCCAAUGUGGAAAUAGAUCAGCAUCAGCAAAAAAAAGUAAAUGCCCAAAAGACAGCUAGCUAUUAUAAAGUUAAAGCUUCAAAGUUAAGAGAAAAACUGAAGAGUGAUAAUUAUGAACCUGUAAAAACACUAAAAUCCAAACUCGCUGAAAAAGAUGCAAAAAUAGAUGAACUUGAAUCCAAUUUACUUCUGCCUUAA